Molecule: messenger RNA, 872 nt
Organism: Mytilus trossulus (common blue mussel)
Lineage: Eukaryota; Metazoa; Mollusca; Bivalvia; Mytilida; Mytilidae
Product: short-chain collagen C4-like
Exons: 4
Coding region: 131-817 (228 amino acids)
Source: RefSeq, a predicted model, not a curated record
UCUGUCCAUCCAUAACACAGAUGAUAUCUGAACGAUAAUUAAAUUCUGUUUUUGCCUGAAGCAUUUUAAACUUCAGACUUAACUUUACAGAUCCAGCAAUACAGGUCCGACAGAAAAAUAUUUUCAACAAAUGGAGAAGGUAUCCAGACAUUUUCGCCAGUGUUUGGUAUUAUGGACUUGUAUGUUAUUGACAUCUGAGUGUCACGGUUAUAAUUUAGAGGACGUUCUAGAAGAAAUUGACUCCAGAUCAGAUUAUCAGCUGAGAGGAAAUGGACCUACAUUCACCAGAUGGGGUCGUUCUGAGUGUCCCCCUGUCAGCGAAAAGGUUUAUAAUGGUUACAUGUCUGGACCUAAACAUAAUUUCGGUGGCUCUGGAUCCAAUUACCUCUGUCUACCAACCAACCCACAGUGGGGAGACUACUCUGCUGCAUUCGACAACAAAAGAGCUGUCAUAGUAGGUGUGGAGAUGAAAACCAGUUCAGGGAAACCUUAUCCUUCGUACUUACAAGAUCAUGAUUCCGCUUGUGUCGUCUGCCAGACCAUAAACAGUAAUUCAAUUUUAAUGGUUCCAGCACGACUAACGUGUCCGCUAGGAUGGACGAGUCAGUACAAUGGCUAUCUCAUGUCAGAAAUGAUCACACCGAACAGACGGAGAACUGAAUAUAUCUGUUACGAUGGUUCGCCUGUCCAAAUCCAAGGCUCAGGUGAUAGAGAAAACCAGGCUAUGAUUACACCUGUGGAAGUACAGUGCGGUUCUCUUGAUUGUUCUAAGUAUGUCAGUGGUCGAGAACUAACAUGUGUAGUGUGUUCUAGGUAAAAAGGACUUUUUGUUUGGCAUUAAAAAAAACAAUCAAAUGUUAGCUGUCUGAUAA